Molecule: messenger RNA, 7765 nt
Organism: Dunckerocampus dactyliophorus (ringed pipefish)
Lineage: Eukaryota; Metazoa; Chordata; Actinopteri; Syngnathiformes; Syngnathidae
Gene: sntg1
Product: syntrophin, gamma 1
Exons: 19
Coding region: 760-2337 (525 amino acids)
Cellular component (GO): dystrophin-associated glycoprotein complex; intracellular anatomical structure
Molecular function (GO): structural molecule activity; protein binding
Source: RefSeq, a predicted model, not a curated record
AGAGAAAGAUCUUUGCGCGUCUUUAGUGCGCCUUUGAUUGUGGACGAGCGCCAAACGUCCCCAAACUGCGCAGGAUUACCACGAAAAAAAGUAGACCCAUGCUGUCACGGUCCACACUGGUGAUGCAUGCGGACUAGAGCGAGCACGACGAAGUGGACUGGACCGUAGUGCACCGCCAAUCCCGUAUCACCGGCUUCAGUCGACUGUCGGGGGCGCGAUGCGAGGCAGCAGAGGACGGCGGAGAUGUUGACGGAAAGCGACCCCCUCGAAACGUCUUUCUUUAGCUGGCAAUGAUGGACUGAAUUCGGCAUCUAGGUGGUCUUUUUUUACCUCUUGCUUCCACCUCUCGCCAGAGCCGUGUGGCGCUGGAUGUGGGCGAUGCUGCCACAAGGGAUUCAUUGUGGCUUCACUCAGAUGAACACCCGUUGCAUGCAGUGACAUAAAGAGGGAAGGCAGUGUGUUUUUAAGAGACGUCAGCACCUGUUCAAUCAGGACAUUUUGCUCUGCAGCAGCUCGUCACCUGUAAGUGGCACCGGAAUGAUACCCUGAUGUACACCGCCCCAAGCCAGGCCCCUCGAGAGUUGACAGAAUCGCUCUCUUUCCCCUACUUUCGCCGCCUCCGCUAUCAGAGCGCCACAGUGAUGUGGGGAGGCCCCCUCUGAUCUGGGAUCAGCUGGCUGUUAGAUGGCCUGAUCUCAACAUCAAAACAGUUGGGGGGGCCUUUCUAGUGAACAUCCCUCUACCACUGCACGGUAGCACAUGGAUUUCAAGACCUCAAAUGAAGAGACAAAGACUGGGAUUUAUUUGAUGCAAGAAGGUAAUGAGGAGCCGUUUAAUAUUCGACUGCACUUGGCUAAAGACAUUCUGACCAUUCAGGAGCAAGAUGUCAUCUGUGUGUCGGGGGAACCUUUCUAUUCCAGCGAGAGAACUGUAACGAUCCGGAGACAGACGAUUGGAGGGUUUGGCCUCAGCAUCAAGGGCGGUGCGGAGCAUAAAAUUCCUGUGGUGAUAUCCAAAAUAUCCAAAGAACAAAAAGCCGAACUCUCUGGGCUGCUUUUCAUUGGCGAUAGUAUUCUGCAGAUAAAUGGAAUAAACGUGAGAAGCUAUCGCCACGAGGAAGUGGUUCAGGUUUUGCGGAACGCUGGUGAAGAAGUCACGUUGACUGUUUCUUUCCUCAAGAAGACACCAGCCUUCCUUAAGCUGCCUCUGUGUGAGGAUUGCACGUGCAUCCCCAGUGACCAGAGCAGUGGGACCUCGUCUCCUUUGUGUGAUAGUGGCCUGCACUUGAACUACCAUCCUAAUAACACGGACACACUGUCCUGUUCGUCGUGGCCCACGUCCCCUGGGCUCCGUUGGGAGAAGAGAUGGGUGGACCUCCGACUCAUACCACUGCUGCACUCUCGCCUCUCUCAGCACAUGCCAGGCUCUGAUGUGUGCAGGAAAAAUGCUUUCCAGGUCAUUGCCGUGGACGGUGUGUGCAGUGGUGUGCUCCAGUUCCCCACAGCCGAGGACUACUUGGACUGGCUUCAGGCGACAGGCAGCAACAUCUCCAAUCUCACCAAGCACAACGUGAAGAAGAUCAACCGCAAUUUUCCAGUCAACCAACAGAUCAUCUACAUGGGCUGGACUGACGAGAAGGAGCAGGACUCCGUUCAGGACCGAAUGUACUCAUCAAAGUUUCUCGCUUUGAGGGGUUCCUCUCUUUUUAAGUUCUGCGCUCCCCCGGUGACAACAUGGGACUGGACUCGAGCAGAGAAAAGCUUUACUGUCUAUGAAAUAAUGUGCAAGAUUUUAAAGGACAACGACCUGGUGGACAAGAGAAAGCACUGCUUCAGUGUGCAGACGGAGAGCGGCGAGGACAUGUUCUUCAGCGUGGAGCUGGAGUCGGAGCUGCUGGUUUGGGAAAAGGCCUUCCAGAUGGCCACUUUCCUGGAAGUGGAGAGGAUACAGUGUAAAACAUAUGCCUGUAUCAUGGAGAGCCACCUUAUGGGACUAACUGUUGACUUCAGCAUGGGCUUUGUGUGCUUUGAUGCCGCUUCCAAGGCAAUUCUGUGGAGAUACAAGUUCUCUCAGCUAAAAGGAUCAUCAGAUGACGGCAAAAGCAAGAUCAAGUUUUUAUUCCAAAACCAAGACUCCAAAUCUAUUGAAGCAAAGGAACUGGAGUUCUCCAACCUGUUUGCGGUGCUUCACUGUAUUCACGCUUUCUUUGCUGCCAAAGUGGCGUGCCUGGACCCCGUGUUUGUGGAGAGCCAGGCCACGGCCGCCAGUGCCGGCAUUCCUUCUCUGUCGAGCCUCUCGUGCAAUUCGCACACCCCCAAUCUGAAAUUCACCACUUGACGCAGCACCUCUGGAUUAGUCACGACUCUGUAGCCUAAGAUGGGAAAAAGACAAAAAGACUCCAUAAAGACUUCCUCAGGAAAAAAAAACCUGAAAUCGCCCAUUACAGCCUUUCUGGGAUGAAGCAGACAAAAAGACUCUACGGACGGACACCAAGUGUGCGAUUUGAACAUCCUUUUAAGCCAAUGUCCUGGGACAUUAUUAUUAUUAUUAUUAUUAUUAAUAUUAUUAUUAUCCACACAUCACAACAAGAAAAUGCAGGUGGUCUACUUUUGUAUAAACGCUUAUCGAGGAUUUGGAAAGAUAUUUCUGCUCACUUUUGAGGAAAAUGUAGCGGUUUACUUACACUAUAUGUACAUCUCUUCAAUUGUUUAGGCCAUUAGUUCGUCUUUGCGUUUUUUGUAUUUGUGACAGCUCUGAAAAAUUUGAAAUUCAGUAAUAUCUCUAAAAAAUUACACGUGUUCUAACAGUUUAUUCCUAGCAGGGUGACACAUUGUGAAAUAUGAACACAGAACGUGACAAAGCGGUGAUAAAUAAAACGCGUUCACGCUCCCUGUCCGAACUGUGAAAAUUCCUAGUGUAUACAAAGCCGUCACAACAAACCACGUGACAUUGUUCUCUUCUUCAAUUGGUCAGGGGUGGGCGCGUAAGAAUGUAAACAGGAAGAAGGACAGAGUAGUGAGGGAACCUGCGCCAAUGCAGCAAAAAUUGUCCUUUCCCCGAAAACUUAAAAUGUUGAUAGGGACAGUGUGGAAAGACAACAUUGCAUCAGCAAACAGUACGAGUACAUUUGAAGAAGAGUUGGCGGAGAACACGGUUAAAAGACGUGCUGUUUGCGCAUGAAUGGAGACUAACGAUUAACGAUUUACACACUAAAGAAGAAGAUGCGUUCGGGUAAGUCCCGGUUACUACUUUUAGUUAUGUCAACGUUAUGCUGUUUAGUUUACUUACUGAUGGGUUAUUUGUCAGCUGGAGCUAAUAAAGAACGGACUGCUUUGACAUCAAACCAACGAACAUGCUCUAAUAAAACUGACAUGUAAAGGCAACACUUUUCAGUCGAAAACAGCUGUACAAAACAGAAAAAGUAACUGACUCACCAUGCAAUUAAUGCGAGCCCUCAGCUUGUAAGGUCCAUAAGGGUAUGCUUGGAUAAGUUCGGUGUAGAAGAACAAGUCCAUAAAACACCUUUGGAAUGAACGGUAGGUGUUUUAAUGCUUUUGUCCAUACUAGUGUACCUCAGUAGCGGCAGAAUAUGUGCUGUUGAUGUAAUCACAUUCAAAGAGAGGCUCAUCUCUCCAUUAUAAUCAGUAAACAUGAUUAGAAAAGUAGACGUUUACUUCCCCAACAAUGUGUAAAUAAGCAUUGACCUUAAAGAAUUAAGAUUUUUAAGAAAUCAUCUGUUGACCUGCCACAGAGAAGUACUGUAGGUCAGGGGUAUCCAACGUGUGGCUUGUUUUUUAUUUUAAAAGUAAAAUAAACCUAAUGAAUUUUUUUUAACUAUUUAAAUUAAUCACAGCCCACAGUAGAACAUUACACAGAAGGCAAAGAAAAAUGACAAAUGGCUCAAAUCCAAACCAAAAUGGCUGACUACCUGUGUGUCUUACAGUGAAGAUUUUUUUUGUCAGAUUUUCCUGGUAAGUGGACACUGGUGCCGGGUAUUUUGCACUCUCUGGCGGGGGCGCUACUGAGCAAGGUUUGUUAAAAUAUGUACAUUUUUGCCAUGAUAUACAUUGCAAGAUUUGAUAAGUUUUUGAUUAUGUUGAAUCCCUCAAAAAGUUUCAUUCAGUUGCCAAAACAAUAACAAACAUAAUAAUCGUAAAGAAUAAAAGACGUUCCCUUUGUCACCCGUACCACGAAGCUAAGAUGUUUUUUCUUUACAUUUAUUUCAUUGCUUAGCCCAUCUUGACCCACACUGGAUUGAUUUUAAUGUGUUUUCAUGAAUUAAAAUGUGAAGAGUAUAAAAGUGGCCUCCACACACAAAAAGUUUGGACACCUCUGCUGUAGGUAGUAUUCUCUACAUCGUUUAUUGUUAACUCUACGGACAAAUUUAGAAGAAAUUAAUAAGCUAUGGUUGUUUCCUUUAAUUUCCUGGAUAUGUUUUGACUCCAGCUUGUAAAUAAAGAUAGAAAUACACGAGAAAAGACUUCUUAAAGGUAAAGGGUCACUCAAUGGUAUGAGAUGCCCCAUUUUAAAUAAUUCAAUCUCCAAUCUUCACUUCUAAAGUCAAAUAUAAAGGAAAGAGCCACCAAACCCAGCAUGUUAACUCUCAAGAUUUAAAUUGGGGUCAUGAUCGAGUCAUUCACAGUUUUAAGUCCGGAGGAAAUGAACUGUUUGUGCACGGAUGAUGCUUCUUGUGCUUUGCAAAGAUCUUGGUUGGCAUUAUAUAAGCUUGAAAAAACACAGGAUUUAAAGAGAGUGGAGUGGAUUUUAUUUUUGUGGCAGAUGUUUUAUUAACAAAUAUACUGUGUCCUAAAUUAAUAAAUUAGAUUUUUUUAUAACACGGCUUGCUUGUGAUCCGUUUCAUUUGUGUUUUGGAAUGUCUGGUUGUAUGCAAAGAAAGCUGAUGACAAAAUUACUAAUAUACUGUAACUAUGUAAUAUGUACAUUUAUUAUCUGUAUACAUUUUAUACUUAAUUAAUUUUUAGUACUUUUGUAGCAAUGUAUAUAUUAAAGGGUCCCUGACAGGAUUCAUCAACUUUGCUUAAAUAUGUAUAUUGUUUGUAAUUAUGUUCUACAUUGUUUGAUUUUUGAAAGCGAAUGGUAAAUUCGCAAAUACAACAUUUACAGUUUAUGGCGCCAGCCAUGACAAACUAGCUCUCAGCACGGUGCCACUUUCGUAAUGACCUGAUCGGGGUAAUAUCGCUCAGGUAAACAAACAUGGCAGUGUAUGAGACAGAGGAUGUUUACACUGAUUAUAGCGAGGAUUUGAGCGAUGUGUCAAUAGUUUUUGAGGAGAAAAGAAGAAAGAAACCUUUGGAAAUGAGAUUGAGAACUUGCAGAACAUGGACUUAAGCCUUAAGACAUGGAGAUGGAGUGAUCGCAUUCAAAACACAGAAUGGUAAGUGUAAAUUACUCUGGAGUUAGUGAUCCUUCAAUUAUUGUUUUAAAUCGGCUUCAUAGUGAGCGUAAAGGGGUUUUAUAGCCUGUUUUAAUGGCAAUACAUGUGGCCUCACGUGGACAAUGAAUGUUCUCCGUCGCCAUCGCCGCCCCCCCACACUAAACAUAUAGCUGUCUAAAGAUGUUUAUACAGUAUGACAUGUACAAUGCUUUGUAGCCUUGUCGCUAUCGUGGAAUAGUGUUUAGAAGACUAUGUAAACAAUACAUGACUUCCUGUGCCAACUUUGACAUAGUCGUCGUUCUUUGUUUUGUUUUUUACCUGUGUACUGUCGAAAUAGCAUCCUUUUUCAAAAUGCAUUCAUACCAUACUUUCAAGCCAAAUACUUCUUGUUCCUUCAAAGCAGUCAUCGGUGAAAUGAUCAUUGCAAAGCACAGAACUCGAGGUGUGCGUCCAUCUGUUGCUCAUUCUCUGCACUUGCUUUUUCCAUUGUUGUCUUAAACCAUCUUUUGGAAAAGAAAACAAACUUACAGUAUCACUCGUAUCACAGUAGCAGCAACACAACGUGUUGCCAUGACUACUAUUUUGAUGAAAAAUAUACUGAACCAAGUUGACAAUCUACUUCUACAAUCUACCCCUUCUUUUAUUAUUAAGGGAGGAAAAAAUCCAAACCUACAUGGCCCUGUGUAUAAAGUGACUGCCCCACUGUUAAAACAUAACCUAACUGAGACUAAUUGAGAUGUACCAGUCUGGAAAAGGUUAUAAAGCAAUUUCUAAAGCUUUGGGACUCCAGCAAAUCACAGUGAGAGCCAUUAUCCACAAAUGGCGAAAACAUGGAAGAGUGGUGAAUCUCCCCGGGAGUGACCGACCAACCAAAACUACCCCAAGAGAGCGGCAACGACUCAUCCAAGAUGUCACAAAAGACACCACAACAGCACCCAAAGAACUGCAGGCCUCACUUGUCUCAGUUCAUGACUCCACCAUAAGAAAGACACUGGGCAAAAACGACUUGCAUGGCAGAGUUCCAAGACGAAAACCACUGGUGAACAAAAAGAACAUUGAGGCGUGUCUCAAUUUGCCAGAAAACAUCUUGAUGAUGCCAAAGACCUUUGGGAAAAUACUCUGAUGAGACAAAAGAUGACCUAAACCCACACAAGUGAUUUGACAAGAGAAAAACUGUUCAUGCUUAGGGAGUAUCAAACAUUGAUCUACCCUGUCAUACAUGAAAAUCAAUCCCACCUCUAAGAGAACCUCUAAGAGAAAAAUGAAGAAAGAAAAUGUGCCAGAACAUGAAAAAAAAACUCACUUUUUAUUGGCUUAUUCAUCUUGUAGUCAAAUCUGCAGCCCUAGCAGAAGUAAAAAAGAAAAAUGGGUAAAAUAAAACUGAUGAUGUCAUAAAGGGUGGAGGCCCUGACCUGUGAAAUGUGGAGGACGCAAUGUGAUAGAUGCUUUUAUCGCAGUGCUCUCAUUCUGUGUGCAUGCAAGAACCAGUUGGCUUCCUUCUCCCGGCUUGUGCAAGUUUACACUGCAUGAAAUAGACACGAGGAGUUGGUUGGUUUGCUGCACAGUCACAGCGUGUGGCUAAAUGCUGUGAGGCCUUCAAACGGCAAAAGGAAGAAACAUUUGCAACCACAUCGUCUCCUGCCUGAAUGACUCCUGCACGGCUCCUCCGCCGCUUUAUCUCUACCACCUUUUACUCUUGUCAGUAGACUCUAAAUAAGAUGGCGCCGUUAAAAAGACAAAUGGAGGCAGUGUUUGUGAUUGUGACCUUUUUAUUUUUGUGCCAAACAUCCACAGAGAAACAACACCAUUUUCUAAAUGAACUGCACGCUGCAGGAGGAAUCCAACGGCAACACAAUUUGUUUGGGCUCGUCUAACCAGAAUUGCUUGCGAGUCAUUGGCUAGACAGACGUCGGCGUGUGACCAAAGACUGAGGGUCAAAGUUCGCUUUAACAUGCCAUCUGAUUGGCUAAUAAGAAAUUGUAGAUAAUACAGAGGAACCUCCAAAGUCAAACACCCUGUAUGUUUGCAAAAGUUAGUAAUCAAGGAUUAACUCCACAUAUUCGAUUUUUCCUUUUUUGGGGGGUGAGGCGCACACACAGCAGGGUGCUAGUGAUGGCAAAGAGGAAAAGUGCCUCAGCAAUACACUAAUUAAACAUGACAUAUCAACACACUGUAGCAAUACCUAUAAAUGGCCACUAGAUGACAGUAUCACUCUUUCUGCUACCUCUCCAUGAGGCGUCUGUUAGGGUGAGUAAUUUCUGUCCUGUCCAGCCAUUAGGGCAGAUAGUAUUGUUGAUCUAAAUGCCCUUGCGUUUUGUUGUCAUGCAAAUUUGGAGCGCCCGGAGCAGGAGGGGAUAGAGAAGAAGAGAA